UCCGUGGCGCAAUGGUAGCGCGUCUGACUCCAGAUCAGAAGGUUGCGUGUUCGAUUCACGUCGGGUUCAAAUCCCCGAUCCAAGCGGAUCUCCUUUUUUUGCCUUGUUUUCUUUUUAAUUCGUCCAAUCCUCACCGUCCAUCUACCCACACCCACUAAUCAUCCCCUUAGGCCGAUCGGGACCGUUCACGCCCCACCAAUGAAACUCCCUAUCCCCUUCCUCUCCCGCUCCCCGCCGGCGCGAGCUAUCGCCAAUUUGCCAUUGCCAAACCCAACCCAACCACACUCCACUCCAAUCCAAUGCCGCACUAAACCCUAUCCUUCCUUUGGUCAAACCCGAUGUUCGCCUACCCAGGCACGCCAAGUCCGUGGCCGCAGCGCCACCCACCGUCCCCAAGCCCAGGGGGCGCCGCGUCCGCCGCCGCCCCGCGCCACGUGGCGCUGGCGGCUGGGAGCAAGCGGCGGGGAGCGGGCGCCGCGGCGGAGGCGGUGGACGAGGCGGCGGAGCUGGUUCGCGCCCUGCUGCGGAGGACGGGCGGCGGCAAGGAGCGGCUGGUGGCGGUGCUGGACCGGCACGUGAGGGCGGUCCGCACCGAGCAUUGCUUCCUCCUCUUCGAGGAGCUCGGCCGCCGCGACGCCUGGCUCCAGUGUCUCGAGGUUUUCAGAUGGAUGCAGAAACAACGGUGGUAUGUUGCUGACAAUGGCAUCUACUCUAAGUUAAUAUCUGUCAUGGGAAGGAAAGGCCAGAUACGGAUGGCAAUGUGGCUGUUCUCUCAGAUGCGAAACAGCGGGUGCAAACCGGACACUUCUGUUUAUAAUUCUCUUAUUGGUGCGCAUCUGCAUUCACGAGACAAGAGUAAGGCUUUGUCAAAAGCUCUUGGCUAUUUUGAGAAGAUGAAGUGUAUAGAGAGAUGCCAACCUACGAUUGUGACAUACAACAUUCUUUUAAGAGCUUUUGCUCAGGCUCGUGACACAAAGCAGGUAAACAUCUUGUUCAAGGAUCUGGAUGAAAGUAUAGUCUCCCCUGAUAUCUAUACUUAUAAUGGAGUGAUUGACGCAUACGGGAAGAAUGGCAUGAUCAAAGAGAUGGAAUCUGUGUUACUGCGGAUGAAAAGCAAGCAAUGCCGUCCAGAUGUGAUCACAUUCAAUAUACUCAUCGAUUCAUAUGGGCGAAAGCAGUUAUUUGAUAAGAUGGAGCAGGUGUUCAAGAGUCUACUGCGAUCGAAGGAGAGGCCUACCCACCCAACGUUUAAUUCCAUGAUAACAAAUUAUGGUAAAGCAAGACUCAGAGAGAAAGCAGAGGGUGUGCUUGAGAAGAUGGAGGAAUUGGGAUUCAGACCAAAUUAUGUGACGCAGGAAUGCCUCGUCAUGAUGUAUGCGAAUUGCGAUUGUGUCUCAAGGGCCCGGCAGGUGUUUGAUGAGCUUGUGAGCUCACAAAAUAAUAUGCACAUGUCUUCAUUGAACGCGAUGCUCGAUGCCUACUGCAUGAACGGCUUGCACAUUGAAGCAGAUCGGCUGCUGGAUACUGCAAUCCAGAAAGGUGUUGUACCCAGUGGUUCCACAUACAAGUUACUUUACAAGGCCUACACCAAGGUAAACGAUCAGGACCUUGUCCAGAAGUUGCUCAAGAGAAUGAAUAAGCAGGGUAUUGUUCCAAAUAAAAAGUUCUUCCUGGAUGCUUUGGAAGCAUUUGGCACCACUGAGAAGAAACCCAGGACAUUAUCAUCAACAAACACGGCAAGCAAGCCGGGUGCAGAUUCUACAGGCAAGUCAGAAACAGCUACUGCGAGUAAGCCAAAGGCAAACGUUUGGCAAGCAGCUGUUCGAUGAGGCGAUCAGAUAGAACAAGCUUCGAAUUGCCUGACAUUUGGACGAACACAAUUUAUUUACACCAGAAACCGUGCAUGCACAGUAUACUUGGAGUCGUGAGCAGUUGUAAUGCUCCCAGCCUUGGUUGUUUCCUUUUUGUAGUGAAAGCUGAGAUCUUUUGUACUUGGCGAAGGCUACUUGUAGAUUUCAUCAUGUUGUGAUAUCAGCCUAGGUUUUUUGCUUCGAUUAAUCAUCCAGAGCACUUAAAGAUCCGACUGUUAGUGGUCGUAGUUUGUUA
Messenger RNA from Phragmites australis (common reed), 2106 nucleotides. RefSeq names its product pentatricopeptide repeat-containing protein PPR5, chloroplastic-like. The coding region runs from base 339 to 1829 and encodes 496 amino acids. Lineage: Eukaryota; Viridiplantae; Streptophyta; Magnoliopsida; Poales; Poaceae. The transcript has 2 exons. Gene Ontology annotation, molecular function: mRNA binding; protein binding. The record is from RefSeq and is a predicted model, not a curated record.